ACAAAAUCUUCUAUAACUAUUACUACUAUACAUUCCUCACUCACAUAUCAACAUUUUCCUCAUUUGUAUUACAAUGGAAAGAGUGACAAAGAUGGUUUCAGAGAGACCAGUGGUGAUAUUCAGCAAAAGUUCUUGUUGCAUGAGUCAUACCAUAAAGACACUUUUUUGUGACUUUGGUGUGAAUGCAGCUAUUUAUGAACUAGAUGAGAUAUCAAAAGGGAAAGAGAUUGAGCAAGAACUUUCUAGACUUGGUUGUUCUCCAUCUGUUCCAACUGUUUUUAUUGGUGGAAAGCUUAUUGGUGGAGCUAAUCAAAUCAUGAGCCUUCAUCUUAACCGCACUUUGAUUCCAAUGCUUAAAAAAGCUGGAGCUCUCUGGGUUUAAUUUCAUCAACUCAUCAGACAGACACAGCCACUUAAUAAAAUAAUUACCUGUUUUGGUUAUGGGGUAAUUUUGAGUUAUAUAUCUAUAUAUUAUGAUGAAUAAAUGUAACAUAGUGUAAGUACUGUUUAAGGACAAGUGUCUUCUACACCUCCACUACACUAUGCUAU
Messenger RNA from Vicia villosa (hairy vetch), 549 nucleotides. RefSeq names its product monothiol glutaredoxin-S2-like. Bases 74 to 382 code for a protein of 102 amino acids. The transcript has a single exon. NCBI's taxonomy places the organism in Eukaryota, Viridiplantae, Streptophyta, Magnoliopsida, Fabales, Fabaceae. The record is from RefSeq and is a predicted model, not a curated record.